UGUCCGGAGGAGCGCGUCUAUGUGUGUGUGUCCGCUAACUCUCUGCUUCACGAGCCUGUUUGUGACGGUCUCUUCAACGUAUUCAUGAGGACCUAAAGGUGCCAGGGGAAAAAAAAAAAAAAAAAUCAUAGACACGGAGACUGUCUGUGGAGCUGCCGAAAAAAAUGGGAGCCAUGGAUUAUAUAAGAAACCAGCACACUUAUCUCUCCAUCGUCAUUUUGAUCAUUAGCAGUACCUGUCACGCUCUUUUGGACAGAUUUCAGGAGGAGAACUCGGCUCAGACGUUUCCUCGUCACCUGAACUCAGAAGAUGGCAGCCAAAUUACCUCCUGUGAUUUUGAGUCACUGUGCCUCUGGACUUUAUCAAAUCAUAGCGACCAAAGUGACUGGUCAGUGGUGUCGCCACAGCAACCAGACAGCGCACAGGUUGAGACGAUGCCUGCGACCGACCACUCAGAGGGAAACUCUGAUGGCCACUUCCUUCUCCUGAGUUCCUCCCCUGCCGCUGCAGCCUCUGGGAGAUGCGAGUACCACUUAACCAGUCCAGUCAUGCCAAGAAGCCACAGGCACUGCAUCCUGCAGGUGGCUCUGUAUGAGUCUUUUCCAACGCUGGGGAACCUCACGCUCCUGGUCAAACCAUUUUUCUCAGAUUUAGCUGUUCACUCUGUGGUCCUCGACCAUGGAAGGCGAGACGACCGCAGGGCUAAGUGGGAGACUCUGGAAGGCGUGAUUGGCCAGGUGAACGAACCCUUUCAGGUGACCCUCCUCUACACUUCCUGCUUGCGGGAAGAUGGAUUCAUCAUGGCUCUGGACUCUCUGGAGUUGAUAGACUGUGAAUCAGAGCACCCAGAUAUAGUUUGUGGAGAAUCUUUCCACUGCAUGGAUUCAGACGUCUGCAUCGACCCGAGCCAGGUGUGUGACUUCCACACUGACUGUCCUUUUGGAGAGGAAGAGGGCUUCAUCUGUGGUGCUCUUCCGUUUGGCUCACACUGUUCGUUUGAACAGGAUACAUGUGGCUGGUCUGUGUCCAACCAGCACUCAGCUUGGAGGAGGGUCGCUGGAGAUGAGCUUCUGGACAGAGAAGACAUGCAGGGUGUCACUCUGCAGAGUACACCAGGGCACUUCUUGUUUCUGCAGGUGAGAGAGAGCAGUUCGUUUCGGGAGGUGUCCAUUCAGAGCUCGCCUUUCCCUCCUCCAGUCUCUACUGCUUCCUGCCAGAUGCGCUUUUCUCUGUAUAUACAUGGGAACUUUAAUGGUUCGCUGUUGGUGACUAUAGAGGAGAAUGGGACCAGCACUUCACCGCUGGUUUGGGAGAGAAAUGAUCAGAGGGCAGACGACUGGGAGGAUGUUGCCCUGCAGCUGACAGGCCUUCAUCAUGGCUUCCACGUGAAGGUGACAGCUGUGUGGGGACAAGGCUCCAACGCUGAUGUCGCUCUCGACGACAUUGCAGUUGGAGCGGCCUGCUUCAGCACAGAUCUCAACUCUCUGCUGCCCAUAACAGACUUUGAGGAUAUCUUAAGCCCCCUUCCAGAGCCCUCGGCCUCAGAGGUUUCUCUGAUGACAUGGUGGUUUAACUCAUGCGGUGCCAGUGGCCCCCACGGUCCCACCCAGGCCCAGUGUGACAGUACCUACAGGAACAAAAAUGUCAGUGUUACUGUGGGGAAGGAAGGCCAGUUUAAAGGAGUCCAGAUGUGGAGGGUACCUGCUACCAACAGAUAUCUCAUCUCUGCCUACGGGGCUGCAGGAGGGAAGGGAGCCAAAAACCACAACAAACGCAACCAUGGGGUCUUCAUUUCUGCCAUAUUUCCUCUGGAGAAAGGAGAGACACUUUACAUCUUGGUGGGCCACCAGGGAGAAGAUGCGUGCCCAGGGAGAAAUCCCCACACUCAGAAGAUCUGUCUGGGAGAGUGGUCAGUGAUUGAAGACGACCUCAGGGGAGAGGCUGGUGCAGAGUGGGCUGGUGGAGGAGGUGGCGGAGGGGGAGCUACCUACAUCUUCAAGAUGGAGAAUGGUGAGCUGAUUCCCUUGCUGAUCGCAGCUGGUGGAGGAGGAAAUGCCUACCUGGAGGACCCGGAGUCCAGUCUGCAUCAGAUACCACUGGAGCAGUACGAAAAUAGCACCACACGUCCCAGUACCAAUGGUCGAACCGGCGCUGCAGGUGGAGGUGGAGGCUGGAACGACAGUCCCAGUCCUCACCUCAGAGCUGGCAAGUCUCUGGCAGAGGGUGCAGAGGGGGGGUCAGCAUGUCCACUGGCCUUGUCCAGGCUGAGCUGGUCCACCUACGGGGGGUUUGGAGGUGGAGGUGGGGCCUGCACCGCUGGAGGUGGUGGAGGAGGGUACAGAGGAGGUGACGCAGCGCUGAUGGAUGAGAUCACAGCUGACGGCCAGAACGGUGUCUCAUUUAUUCACCCAAUGGGAGAGAUUUUCCUGCAGCCUCUGGCAGCGAUGGAGAGUCAUGGGGAAUGUGAGAUCAAGGUGCAGCUGAACUGCAGCCACUGCCAGACACAGAGCUGCAAACGCGAUGAAGAUACUCACCUCAUCCUCUGUCUCUGUGAUGAAGAUGAAGUCCUGGCCAGUGACAAUGUUACAUGCAUUGGUACUGUAGCAGCUCCGCAGGGACCGGCACCGCAAGGCCAGAUGUCGACGUCGCUGAUCCUGGCUGUCGUGGUUUCCACCAUCGCAAGUGGCAUCGCGUUGAUCUGCGCAGGCGUCAUCCUCAUGUGGUACCGCAGAAAGAACGACCUGCAUGCAGUGAGGGGGCGUCUGCAGAGUCCAGAGUACAAGCUGAGCAAGAUCCGCUCCUCCACCAUCAUGACGGACUACAACCCCAACUACUGCUUUGCAGGAAAGGCCGCCUCACUCAGUGAACUGAAGGAAGUACCGCGCAAGAACAUCACACUUCUCAGAGCUCUUGGCCAUGGUGCAUUUGGUGAAGUCUAUGAAGGACAAGUUCUGGGGAUGAGCGGCGAUAACAGUCCCAUGCAUGUGGCCAUAAAGACUCUUCCAGAAAUCUGCUCUGAACAGGAUGAAAUGGAUUUCCUGAUGGAGGCGCUGAUUAUGAGCAAGUUCAGCCAUGAGAACAUUGUGCGCUGCAUCGGUGUCAGUCUGAACAUCUUGCCACGCUUCAUCCUCCUGGAGCUGAUGACCGGAGGAGACAUGAAGAGCUUUCUGAGACAGAACAGGCCACGAGCUGGACAGAGCUCUUCACUCACUAUGCGAGAGCUGCUGCAGAUGGCCAGAGACAUCGCCUGUGGCUGUCGCUACCUGGAGGAGAACCACUUCAUACACAGAGACAUUGCUGCUAGAAACUGCCUGCUUACCUGCCCUGGACCUGACCGAGUGGCUAAGAUUGGAGACUUUGGCAUGGCACGAGACAUUUACAGAGCCAGCUAUUACAGGAAAGGCGGUCGUGCCAUGCUGCCAGUCAAAUGGAUGCCACCAGAGGCCUUUAUGGAGGGAAUCUUUACCUGCAAGACUGAUACAUGGUCAUUUGGAGUGCUGCUGUGGGAGAUCCUCUCCCUGGGCUACAUGCCAUAUCCUUGUAAAACCAACCAGGAGGUACUGGAGUUUGUCACCGGCGGAGGUCGAAUGGAUCCCCCCAAGGGCUGCCCAGGGCCAGUCUAUCGGAUCAUGACCCAGUGUUGGCAGCAUUGUCCCGAGCACCGGCCCAACUUCUCAACUAUCCUGGAGAGAAUUAACUACUGCACUCAGGACCCAGAUGUGAUCAACACACCCCUACCAGUGGAAUACAGCCCUAACACAGAGGAUGAUGGCGGCACAGUAAUCCGUCCUUCUGACCACACCUCCACCAGCCUCACUCCACUGCUGGUCUCCCACCCUGUUUCCCAGGAUUCCUCCUCCCAGCUAGGACUUUCCUCUCUGGGCCUGUGCCCUAAUCCUCUUCCCCCACAACCAACCAAACCUCGUCUGCUUCUCCAGAGAACCCAACCUGUCCACCAUGAAGUGACAUCGUGCCGUGAAGCACUGGAACCGUCCUGGGCUGAGCCUGUUCCUGCACCUGGUUUGGCAACCACAGCAGCAGCAAGCCACUGGCUCCACCCUGAGCCUCCACACCACCGUCCUUGCUCCAGAAACAGCUCCUCCUCAGGGAGCCAAAGGCUGAAGAACAAGACUAAGAACCUGUGGAACCCCACGUACGGCUCCUGGGUUUUGGAAAACUUCAGGGGGAAGAAAACACUGGCUCACACUCAGUCCAUGCCACUCUCAAGCUCCACAUCCUCCACCGUCAACACACAGACCUGCAACCCAACCUCAGAGAGCAACGAGUCCGGGUGCGACAGUAUCAACAGCACCCACCUCGGCAAUCCCAGCCUCUGCACUUCCUCAACUCCGUCCCCCUCCUGCCAGGCUCAAGCUGCCCCGAGUAUGUCCUUGCAUAAGACAGCAGGGGGGACCACAAAAGCUGGCAUGGACCUGGCUAAACUGCAGAGUUUCCCAUGUGGCAAUGUAAACUAUGCUUACGACGAGCAAAGCUACGAGGCAGAGAGCCUUCCCCUGGUUAUGCCCAAAGCCUCAGAAGCCAUCACAAACACCAGCUCUGCCCCAAGUGUCUCCUCAGGGGCUAGCCUGGGAUUGGCGUUAGGUCUCCAUACCUCGUCAUCUUGUAUGCCCAAGCUGCUGCUGAAGCGCCACGCCAGCUACGGACAUGAAGACGUGAGGAGACACACCAAAGCUGAGAAACCCACACGUGACCGAGACUCAGGCUUUUCCCUGUCUGAAGACCUCAGCGUUACCCCAAUCUAAGGAAUGGCUCACUGGAACAGGGAUUUGGAUUGAUAUUAAACUAAAACGUCAACCCGGAGCCGCUUUUCUCACAAACUGAGAUUGGAGCUCUGGAUUUCUGGAACAAAAAGCAUGACCACGAGGGCUCCGCCACAGUCUGAAAGCCACCACAUCAAAUUGUUAAGAGUUCCUGGAAUGCUGGAAAACACACUCACAUGCA
Messenger RNA from Toxotes jaculatrix (banded archerfish), 4962 nucleotides. It is a transcript of the gene ltk, whose product is annotated as leukocyte receptor tyrosine kinase. The transcript has 29 exons. Gene Ontology annotation, cellular component: signaling receptor complex; membrane. The record is from RefSeq and is a predicted model, not a curated record. Gene Ontology annotation, molecular function: ATP binding; protein binding; transmembrane receptor protein tyrosine kinase activity. NCBI's taxonomy places the organism in Eukaryota, Metazoa, Chordata, Actinopteri, Toxotidae. Bases 165 to 4763 code for a protein of 1532 amino acids. Gene Ontology annotation, biological process: regulation of neuron differentiation; cell surface receptor protein tyrosine kinase signaling pathway; multicellular organism development.